Molecule: messenger RNA, 1056 nt
Organism: Hyphopichia burtonii NRRL Y-1933
Lineage: Eukaryota; Fungi; Ascomycota; Pichiomycetes; Serinales; Debaryomycetaceae
Exons: 1
Coding region: 1-1056 (351 amino acids)
Source: RefSeq, a predicted model, not a curated record
AUGCCAACUUUUCAUGAACUAUAUAAGGAUGUGCAGUAUCGAAUACGGUACUGGGAGAUAAGCUAUAGACAAAAAUAUUAUAGCACUGAUAAAAAUCCCCGGGUUAUUCAGACAAAAUUACCAAAUCAAAAAUUGAUUUCCUUAAGAAUAUUACCACAUGAUAAGUACCUCAUCAAGCCGGGCGAAUUCUUAUCGGUGAGCUACGAACCAGAUAAAUCAAGUGCCAUGGUGGUUGAAAAACAUAACAAAUCAAGAUUUAACAUCCAGCCAAAAGAUUAUGAAAAUUAUUUGGAAUCAAGAAAUGGUGAAAAAUUAUUUGGUGGAUUUGAUGAUACCGUCAUAGGAUCGCCUAUGAAGUCCCAGCCCUUGAGAAGAGUGAAAAGCGUUACGGAUUUGGUUUCACUACGAGCCCAAGGAGAAGAAGAAGAAGAAGAAGAAGAAGAAGAAGAAGAAGAAGAAGAAGAAGAAGAAGAAGAAGAUGCAACUGCUGAAGAUAAAAUCUUAUCGGCUUCUUCUCUAAAUACUUUUUCUUUAUUAAGUCCAUCUUUACUCCCCAAGAUACCCUCUGGAAAAAGCAUUAGACGAUUCAUCAAAAGCCCUUGGGCAAAGCUGACCCCACUGCCAGAGCCAAAUGAUCCUCCUGGGUCUCCCAGGAAAUCAGACAAGAUCCUGCCCCCAUCCAGAGUUCAUUCAAUUGUGUCUAAACUAAGUGCUCCAUCCUGUAUUGAGCGUAAGACCUGUCCUUGCACCAAAUGCUCCGCCAGAAGGCCCAGCUCCCCCGCUAAUAACGAAAACGACCAGGACCCACUAUUAGAGAUCCAACCUUGGACCAAAAUAUACAAUGAUAUCUCAUUGACGGCUGCUAGAGUAUCAACCGGUAGUUUACCCAGUUCUCGUCACGAUUUUGAUAAUCUUUCUUCGGACUUUGUGAGGCCCAAACUCGUUAACAAAAACCUCGACAACAUCCGCAAGUGCUCUGCAAAAAGCAACGAGUGCAGUUCUUUCCUAGACCUCUACUCUGAUGACACCGAUUUACUAUCAAUGUAUAACUAUUGA